Polyodon spathula (Mississippi paddlefish) is the source of this 3615-nucleotide messenger RNA. RefSeq names its product protein kinase N1a (gene pkn1a). NCBI's taxonomy places the organism in Eukaryota, Metazoa, Chordata, Actinopteri, Acipenseriformes, Polyodontidae. The transcript is spliced from 22 exons. Gene Ontology annotation, molecular function: protein serine/threonine kinase activity; small GTPase binding; ATP binding. Gene Ontology annotation, biological process: signal transduction; protein phosphorylation. The record is from RefSeq and is a predicted model, not a curated record. Bases 413 to 3295 code for a protein of 960 amino acids.
UUUAUAGUGUGCCUGAAUUACAUUCAGAGUCGCUGCGGACCGAUAACUAGACCAACCAGCAGCGGUAACAUAAUUAAUAUUGCACCUACGCCAAUAUCGGUUAUUGCUGAAGAUAACAAUAAUAUUACCAGGGGGGUUACCAUCCUGGUCAGAUAAGCAGUGCAUCUGGGUGAAGGCGAUUUCAGGUUUGCCGAUGACUGGGAGGGAGCGGCGUGUCGGUAAAGAGCUAGCCCGGCUUCUCUCGCCUCUGUCUCCCGGCAUGAAGGAUUGGUUUACCCGUGUCUGGGAAUAGCACACCGCUUUUUAAAAACAGGACGAUUUGGGGGUUGAAAACCAAGGCGGACUGCAAAGCGUAACAACAUACACUUUGAGGGGGGGGGAAGGAUUGUUGUCCGUGCUUUCGAGGAGAAGAAUGGCCAAUGAUUCAGUGCAAAGUGAGCCGGGCAGCCUGUCGGUCCUGGAGCAACUGGGUCUGGACCAGAGCUCGGACUUCUCGGACACGAGCGUGCAGCAGCGCCUGGACGAGGAGAAGGAGCGCAUCCGCAGGGAGAUCCGCAAGGAGCUGAAGAUCAAGGAGGGAGCGGAGAACCUGCGGAGAGCCACUACCGACAAGAAGAACCUGCAGAACGUGGACAACAUGCUGAAGGACUCCAACCGCAAGCUGGAGGAGCUGCACUGCCAGCUGCAGGAGCUCGACGCUCACAUCGUGGUGAAGGACCCCGACGACAUCCGAGACGCUCCCCAGUCUCCUGGCGCGCUGAGCCGAUCCACAGCCAACAAGAACCGGAUCUCAGCCCUGGAGAAGCAGCUGAACAUCGAAGUCAAAGUGAAGCAGGGUGCAGAGAACAUGAUCCACAUGUACUCCAAUGGAUCCACCAAGGAUCGCAAGCUGCUCCAGACGGCUCAGCAGAUGCUGCAGGACAGCAAGACCAAGAUUGACAUCAUUCGCAUGCAGGUGCGCAAGGCGGUGCAGGCAGACGAGGUGCAGCUGGACUUCGAGGACGGGACGGGGAAGCCGGACCUCAGCGUGCUGGAGCUGCGAAUCGAGGAGCUGCGGCAUCACUACCGAGUGGAGCACGCGGUGUCCGAGGGGGCCAAGAACGUGCUGAGACUGCUGGGCUCAAGCAAAGCACACGACAAGAAGGCCAUGUCUGAGGCCCAGGAGAAGCUGUGUGAGUCGAGUCAGAAGCUGGACCUGCUGAAGCACUCUCUGGAGCAGCGCCUGAACGAGCUGCCCGAGGAUCACCCCAAGGGCUGCCUCAUCAAAGAGGAGCUGGUCAUGGCCUCCUCGCCAGCCUUCAGCUCCCGCCACAGCGCCUCCUACCUGCACAACCAGUACAACACGCUGAGCAAGCCCUCCCCACUCACAGGCACGCUGGAGGUGCAUUUGAUGGGCUGCAGCGGUCUCCUGGAGGUGGUGCCUGGCAGGACGCGGGGCUCGGCGGUGACCCUGCCCUGCUACGCCCCGGCGGAGGGUCGCUCCACGUUCAUGGGGCGCAGCGGCAAGGCACUGUACAGCAGGAGCGGCAGCCUGAGCAGCAGGAGCCAACUCAAAGCAGAGGAGCUCUCCAGUGAGGUGAGUGCUGUGCUGAAGCUGGAGAACACUCUGGUGGGACAGACGGCAUGGAAACCAAUCGGACAGCAAGCCUGGGACCACAGCUUCACUGUGGAGCUGGAGAGGUCCCGAGAGCUGGAGAUCUCAGUGUACUGGAAAGACUACCGCUCGCUGUGUGCCUUAAAGUACCUCAAGCUAGAAGACUUCCUGGACAAUCAGAGACAUGAGAUCCACCUAGAUCUGGAGCCCCAAGGAGUGCUGCUGGCAGAGGUGACCUUCUUCAAUCCCGUUAUAGAAAGAAUACCGAAACUUCAGAGGCAGAAAAAGAUUUUUUCGAAGCAGCAAGGUAAAGCCUUCCUUCGCGCUCGGCAGAUGAACAUUGACAUUGCCACCUGGAUGCGCUUGCUGAGGCGGGCCAUACCCACUGCCAACUCCACCGGCACGUACAGCCCCUCGGCGCAAAUGACUCCUGGCACAGCGGGCGAGAGGCAGGGGCUGUCUGAAAACACGACUGGUGAUAUUUCUGUAGAGAAGCUGAACCAGGAUGCUGACCCGUUGCCGCGGAAACGGACGUCGGAGUCCCGGAAUUCCCGCGGUGAAUCUGACACUCCGGAGCCCUCUCCACAGGGCGAGGGCGUGGCUGUGAACGAACCCUUCUCCCCCUCUGAGCUCUCCCCUGCCAGAGCCAGUAAAGACCCCUUGGAGCACUCCCUGCAGAGCAAGCACAGGAAAGCCCUCCUGUCCCUGCAGGACUUCAGAUUAAUCGCCGUGCUGGGGAGAGGACAUUUUGGAAAGGUGUUGUUAUCGGAAUACCGGAAAACCGGAAAUCUGUACGCCAUCAAAGCGCUGAAAAAGGGCGACAUCGUGGCACGGGAUGAAGUAGAGAGUCUGAUGUGUGAGAAGCGAAUCUUCGAGACAGUGAACAGCUCCUCGCACCCCUUCCUGGUGAACCUGCUGGCCUGUUUCCAGACCCCCGAGCACGUCUGCUUCGUCAUGGAGUACACAGCAGGGGGGGACCUCAUGAUGCACAUCCACGCCGAUGUCUUCACAGAGCCCCGCUCCGUGUUCUACUCUGCCUGUGUGGUGCUGGGGCUGCAGUUUCUUCAUGACAAGAAGAUUGUCUACAGGGAUCUCAAGCUGGAUAACCUGCUGCUCGACAAAGAUGGAUAUGUGAAAAUAGCCGACUUUGGACUCUGCAAAGAAGGAAUGGGGUACGGAGACCGGACAAGCACGUUCUGUGGGACCCCCGAGUUCCUCGCCCCUGAAGUGCUGACUGACACCUCGUACACCCGCGCUGUGGACUGGUGGGGACUGGGAGUGCUGGUUUAUGAGAUGCUGGUGGGAGAGUCUCCGUUCCCUGGUGAUGAUGAGGAGGAGGUGUUUGACAGCAUUGUGAAUGACGAAGUGCGCUAUCCUCGCUUCCUCUCUACCGAGGCCAUCGGGAUCAUGAGACGGCUGCUCAGAAGAAACCCUGAGCGACGAUUAGGCUCCGGCGAAAGAGACGCAGAAGAUGUGAAGAAGCAGCCCUUCUUCAGGACAGUCGACUGGGACGAUCUGCUGAGUAAGAAGAUGAAGCCCCCCUUCAUUCCCUCCAUCAAGGGCCAGGAGGACGUCAGCAAUUUCGACGAGGAGUUCACAGCUGAGGUGCCCACGCUGACGCCCCCGAGAGAGCCGCGAGUCCUGACCAGAAAGGAGCAGGACUGCUUCAGGGACUUUGACUACGUCUCGGACAUGUGUUAACGCUUUGGGAUUGGGCAGGAGGAGACCGAGAGAGAGAGAGAGAGAGAGAGACUCGCGCUUGUAAAUCAAUUCAAGUUCGUCACCCUUAAACUCCAAAAGGCUGGAUUUCCCUGUAGCAUGCCCGUCCGGGGACCAACGUGAAGCGAGGAUUUUACCCCCCGAACCUUUUUUUUGUUUUGUUUUGUUUAAAAAAAGACAAACUUGUUUUAUUUAGUUGUUUUAUGUCUCUGCCCACUUCAGAACUCUUCACAUACAAUACCUGGACCCAACAGCAGCUAAACUGAAGCACAGGACUGCUGUACUGACCGCUGCUGUAGUCC